This is a messenger RNA of Lycium ferocissimum, 1195 nucleotides long. RefSeq names its product syntaxin-related protein KNOLLE. Gene Ontology annotation, molecular function: SNARE binding; SNAP receptor activity. The record is from RefSeq and is a predicted model, not a curated record. Lineage: Eukaryota; Viridiplantae; Streptophyta; Magnoliopsida; Solanales; Solanaceae. Gene Ontology annotation, biological process: vesicle fusion; exocytosis; intracellular protein transport. Gene Ontology annotation, cellular component: endomembrane system; plasma membrane; SNARE complex. The transcript is spliced from 2 exons. The coding region runs from base 74 to 1009 and encodes 311 amino acids.
UCCAAAUUCCCUUCAUUCCUAUAUCCUUUUCUUGCUUUUUGUUGUUGUUGCAAAUCUUUCAAAAACAUUCAAGAUGAAUGAUCUGAUGACUAAAUCUUUCACAAGCUAUGUUGAUCUAAAGAAAGCAGCCAUGAAAGAUGUCGAAGCUGGACCCGAUUUAGAAAUGGGGAUAACCAAAAUGGAUCAAAACCUCACUGCUUUCCUAGAAGAAGCUGAAAAGGUGAAACUAGAAAUGAACUCAAUCAAAGACAUUCUUCGUCGUUUACAAGACACAAACGAAGAAAGCAAGUCCUUACACAAACCUGAAGCUCUAAAAUCAAUGCGAAAUCGCAUAAACUCAGAUAUUCUAGCUGUGUUGAAGAAGGCAAGGGCUAUUAGGUCUCAGUUAGAAGAAAUGGACAGGUCUAAUGCUACAAACCGGCGUCUUUCUGGUUGUAAAGAAGGGACGCCAGUUGAUAGGACUAGGUCAGCUGUUACUAAUGGGCUUAGGAAAAAGCUUAAGGAAUUAAUGAUGGAUUUUCAGGGAUUAAGGCAAAGGAUGAUGACUGAGUAUAAAGAGACUGUUGGGAGACGGUAUUUUACUGUUACUGGUGAACAACCUGAUGAAGAAGUUAUUGACAAGAUUAUUUCUAGUGGUAAUGGUCAAGGUGGUGAAGAAUUUAUGUCUAAAGCUAUUCAGGAGCAUGGGAGGGGGAAGGUGUUGGAAACAGUGGUAGAGAUACAGGACCGUCACGAUGCAGCGAAGGAGAUAGAAAGAAGCUUGCUUGAGCUGCACCAGAUAUUCUUGGAUAUGGCAGUCAUGGUUGAGGCACAAGGUGAGAAAAUGGAUGACAUUGAGCACCAUGUUGUAAAUGCUGCCCAUUAUGUUAAUGAUGGAGCCAAGAACCUCAAGACUGCAAAAAAAUACCAGAAGAGCAGCAGGAAAUGCAUGAUCAUUGCUAUCAUACUUCUCCUGAUUCUCAUCCUGGUAGUCGUCAUUCCCAUUGCCACCAGCUUCGGUCAUUCUUGAAGGCCCCACCAGCUUCGGUCAUUCUUUAUAUUCUUUUUAGCAGUUACUUUGAUCACUCUCUUGAGAAUCUGUAUGGUUUCGUAGAAGGUUGUUAUCCUGUAUGUCACUAGUCCUUGUGAUAGGACUUAAAGUGGCAUGAACCUUAAUAGAUUUGUUGUUUUGAAAACACAUCUUCUCUUUUCUGAA